This is a messenger RNA of Melanotaenia boesemani (Boeseman's rainbowfish), 878 nucleotides long. It is a transcript of the gene itpa, whose product is annotated as inosine triphosphatase (nucleoside triphosphate pyrophosphatase). Gene Ontology annotation, molecular function: nucleoside triphosphate diphosphatase activity. Gene Ontology annotation, cellular component: cytoplasm. Gene Ontology annotation, biological process: nucleoside triphosphate catabolic process. NCBI's taxonomy places the organism in Eukaryota, Metazoa, Chordata, Actinopteri, Atheriniformes, Melanotaeniidae. The record is from RefSeq and is a predicted model, not a curated record. The coding region runs from base 92 to 706 and encodes 204 amino acids. The transcript is spliced from 8 exons.
UUCGCUGAGGCUCUCAGAAACUAUUUUAUUGGCCACUGAUUAGCCGGAAGUGCUUGGUCCAGUUUUCUUAGUCCUCCGGGUGUCAUUCAUCAUGGCUGUACCCACUUGUAGAACUGUGGUUUUCGUGACUGGGAACGCAAAGAAACUGGAAGAAGUUAUCCAGAUCCUUGGAAACAAGUUUCCUUACAAAUUAGUGUCAAAAAAGAUUGAUUUGCCUGAAUACCAAGGAGAGCCAGAUGAAAUUUCCAUACAAAAGUGUAAGGAGGCUGCACAGCAGAUUGAUGGCCCAGUUAUAGUAGAAGACACCUGCUUGUGUUUCAGGGCCUUGGGGGGACUGCCUGGUCCAUACAUCAAAUGGUUUCUGGAUAAACUCAAGCCAGAGGGUUUGUACAAGCUCUUAGCUGGGUUUGAAGAUAAAUCAGCAUGGGCUCUCUGCACUUUUGCAUUCUGUGCUGGCAAAGAUGAACCCGUGCAGCUCUUCAGAGGGAAAACAGAGGGACAAAUUGUGGAACCAAGGGGUCCUCGAGACUUUGGAUGGGAUCCCUGUUUCCAGCCAAAUGGAUAUGACAAAACCUAUGCUGAACUGCCCAAAGACGUGAAGAACUCAAUCUCUCACCGCUACCGGGCACUCGCUGCCAUGUCUGAGCACUUUUCACAAACCAACAACACUUCACCAGAGAGCAAGAAGAAAAAACAGGAAGAUUAAAAAUUCAUUUUGACCUCAUCUGCCUUGAUAUGUGUUAAUAGGUGGUCUGAUUCAGCAAGAGGAGACUCUUUGUGACAACAUGUACUGUAAUCAUAAAAUCUGUAGUGAGACAGCUGCUGCAUUAUAUCUGUUUUCCUCUUCAUUUUUUUUCAAUAAACCUGAUCUGUAAUUU